UUCCUACAGGCGAUGGCGUUCUUGGCAAUGGUCAUGGGAACCCACACCCUCUGUUUGGGGUCCCAGAGGCGUUGCACCCACUGGCCCGGCUGCUGCCCCCGCGAAGGACAGAACCCCACUGAGGAGUGGCUGAAGUGGAACAGUGUGCUCAUGCCUCCCCCAGAGACCACCAGCCUCGCCCACCACCCAGAAUCCUGCAGUUCCAGCAAGGAUGGACCCCUCAACAGCCGCUCCAUCGCCCCCUGGAGAUAUGAGUUGGACAGAGACUUGAACCGGCUCCCGCAGGAUCUGUACCACGCACGCUGCCUGUGUCCACACUGUGUCAGCCUCCAGACGGGCUCCCACAUGGACCCCCUGGGAAACUCAGAGCUGCUCUACCACAACCAGACCGUCUUCUACCGGCGGCCGUGUCCUGGACAGCAGGGCGCCCACCAUGGCUACUGCCUGGAACGCAGGCUCUACCGUGUCUCCUUGGCUUGCGUGUGCGUGCGGCCCCGUGUGAUGGCCUAG
This is a messenger RNA of Budorcas taxicolor (takin), 510 nucleotides long. It is a transcript of the gene IL25, whose product is annotated as interleukin 25. Gene Ontology annotation, molecular function: cytokine activity. Gene Ontology annotation, cellular component: extracellular region. The record is from RefSeq and is a predicted model, not a curated record. The transcript has 2 exons. NCBI's taxonomy places the organism in Eukaryota, Metazoa, Chordata, Mammalia, Artiodactyla, Bovidae. The coding region runs from base 13 to 510 and encodes 165 amino acids.